This is a messenger RNA of Paramecium octaurelia, 5546 nucleotides long. Lineage: Eukaryota; Ciliophora; Oligohymenophorea; Peniculida; Parameciidae. The record is from the annotation of a GenBank genome assembly.
AUGUUAAAGUAAUUGCUAGUGGCAUGGCUGCUAGUCAGCGUGUCUUUACAGUUCAAGACGUCUGCUAGGACGUAGAUAACUCCUUUGGAGUCAAUUUUAUCAAUUGAUCCCUCUGGAUGGACUUGUGAAAGUCCAAGCUAUAAGGAGUAGUUGGGAGCAUAGCAUGAUAUUGAUUAAUGGAUAGACAUUGUCAAACACAAGGAUGGAUUUGAUGGAGAUUUGUAGGUUUUGGCUAUGGUCAAGGCUUUAGUUGAUAGAGUUUUGCUAACUGUCUAACAUAUUCAAGGAGGAUCGUUUAUUCAAGUCAAAUAGUUGCAUCAUCAGAUCUCAAAGCAUUUCAAAUCACUUUCUCAAAUCGAAUCUACUUCAUCCUGGUAUGAUAUUAACGAUAUUUUGGGAUACUUGGAAGUACUCAAUAAAGCAAAGAGUAUUAAUCAUAAAUCUAUAUGUUAGGUGAUGAAGACAAAUUAUAAUUGGCUUAAACCAUAGCUACCAAGAUCUCAGAAUUGAUCCAACAAAUAACUGAAAUCUAAUUGUAAUUAAAUACCAUUCCCAUUGAAAUUGAUUAACUCUAUGAUCUUGCCACAAGAGUCAACGAAAAAACAUCUUAAUGCAAGGAUUAAUGGGCCCCAUAAUUAGAAGCUGAUGCCAAAGCUGAGGAGGAAGAAAAAAGAAAAGAGUAAGAACAAGAGGAUGCCAGAUUAAAAGCAGAAGAAGAAGCAAAAGCAGCAGCUGAAGCAGCAGCAGAAGAAGAAAGAAGAAAGGAAGAAGAAGCCAGAGAAUUAGAAGAAUUGAAAAACAGAGUAGAUAUCACACCAGAAGAAGCUGAAUUAUUAGAAUAAUAAGCUGAGAAGGAGUUGGAAUUAGCAGAGGAAUUAGAACAUGAAGCAGAGCAAGAGUUAGAUGCUGCUAAGUAGGCUGAAUAAGAUGCUGAAACAUAGGCUGAAAAAGAUGCAAGAGAGGCAUAAGAAGCAGCUGAGAAAGCAGCAGAAUCAUAAUAGGUCUUAGAAAAUGCCCAAAAUAAGGAAGAAGAAGCUUGCUUAGAUGCUGAAGAAGCAUAAAGAAGAUUGAAGGAAGCUUAGGAGGCUGCUGAAGAAGCAAGAAAAAGAGCAGAAGAAGCUGAGAGAUUAGCUGAAGAAGCCAAGAAGGCUAAAGAAUGUGAACCAGUGCCUGAACCAGAAGAAGAAGUAGAAGAAGAAGUUGAGGAGGAAGAGGAAUUUGAAUGGGAAUCUGAAGAGGAAGAUGGUUGUGGAGAUGAUGUUUUGGAAGAUUUGAUUGAUACAUUGAUUGAUGCAGCAACAGGUCCAAGUGCUUAUUAACCAAGUUGUGGAUAUCCAGGAUGUUAAGAACAACCAAUCAUUAUUAUUGUUGAAGAUGAUGAGGAUGAACCUAAACCAUAACCAGAACCCUAACCUGAACCAGAACCUUAACCAGAGCCUGAAGAGGAAGUUGUUGUUGAAGAAGAACCAGAAGAGGAAGUUAUAGUAGAACCAACACCAGAUGAUGAAAAAGUUGAAGAAUAAGAAGAAACAGUCGAAGAAGUUGUUGAAGAGAUUGUUGAGGAAAUUGUUGAAGAGAUUGUUGAAGAAAUAGUUGAGGAGAUAGUUGAGGAAUUAGUUGAAGAGGAAGAUGACGAUUUCGGUAGAUUAGAAUUCCCAGAUGAACCAGAGCCAGUACCAGAAUUAGAAUAACUUGUUUAUACUUUAGAUGAGAGAACUGACAGUGUUGUUACAUAAGAGACAUCCCCUUGGGAAAAAGAUGUUGAGGAUGGACCUGAUAGCAGAAUCAAGACAUCAGUUGAGUACAGUUAUGGAUUAUGGACAUAUUUCAGAUACAAUGGCAAGGUUAAGAUUGCAGAAAAGAAGGAAGUCUUGGCUGUUGGAGGUUUGAGUGGAGAUGACACAAAUAGAUUAGUAACAACUAUUGGAGAAGGAUUCUAUAAUUUCUAAGUAUUUGAAGGAGAAGUUGUGACUGAAUUAUAAUUGGAUUAUGGCAAGUAUUUAGAUGCUGAAUGGAUUUAUGUCUAUUUCGGAUAUAAAGAAGGAAAAGCCAAUGGUUAUAUUUACUGGGGUAGAACUUAAGUCAUCAAGAGUGUCACAUUCACAGUUACUCAACCAGCUAUUGUUAAAACUAUUAAAUUCCAAUCUGGACUUUGGAAGGGAUUCAAAGGAUUCAACGGAGUUAUCACCAACGUUAGAGUUGUAUUAAACAAGAAUUCCUUUGUUGAGACAGAAGAAGAGAUGAAAAAUUUGAUUGAAACCAAAUACACUGUCCCAACAGACCCUGAGUUAGAGUAUUAGGAAAAAUAAUACUAUGAUAAGGUUGAAUAUGAUGGUUUGGUCGAUGAUCCUAAAUUCAAAUGGGAUUUAGAUGGAUACAGAGAAUAUUCAGUAUCCACUUGGUUUAGAUAUGUAAGAAGAUCCGAAAAAGCUCAUUAAGUCAUAUUUAGAUUCACAUCCAAUGAACCAGAAGUAGGAAUAAUUCCACAUGGAUUAAAAGCACUCUCAUUAUGGUAAACUGAAUAAAAUGAAUACCAAUUCUCUACAUAUACAGUUGAAGAGAAGGACAAGUUCAGUGACAUUGACGAGACAAUCAUCAUUCCUUAAGAAUCACAAUAAUUAUGGACAUAUGCAUACUUUGGAUAUAAUCAUGGAGAUUUCUCAUACUACAUGGAAUGGCCAGAUAGCAAAGCCGAAAAACAAUUCAAAGGUUGGCAUGUGGUCGCCAAAUAUUGGGCUCUCUAUUUGGGACAAGGACACUAGUUUUUCUUCCAUGGAAAGACAGCCUAUACAACAAUCAGAUUUGGAAAGGGUGCAUGGGGAUAUGCUACAGAUUUCGAUGAUUAUAAGACUGGUAAGAUUAAAUUAUGGCCUGGAGUAUAAUUGAAAACAUAUGAUCCUAAAUGGUUGAAUCACAAAACAGAAUCUGAAUAUGACACUUUACUUCACGAUGAGCCAGAUUGGGUAACAGAUGGUGUUUAUGAAUAUGGAUUCGGUAUGUGGACUAAAUUCUUCAUCACAAAUCCAUCAAGAAUUUAUGAGAAACCUGAGCGUAUUUUGGUUGGUAGAUUAGGAUUUACAGAUUAAGAUGAAGCUGAAUUUGCAGUAUAUAUCGGAAGAGGAAAUUAUGAAUUCUGGGCUGGUUCAGGAAGACCAGUUAAUUAUGGAAAGAAUUUGGAUGGAUAUUGGAAUUACAUCUAUUUCAGUUAUUCUAAAUUGAAGUAAAUUGCAGUCGGAUAUGUGAAUUUCAACAAAUUGAAGUAAGUUUAAAGAACAGUUUUCGAUCCAUUUGAUGCUGAUCCUGCUAACAAUUAUGUUAGAUUCUAUGUUGGAUCAUGGAAAUCUACUGUUUAUGGAUUCAAUGGAAGAAUAGCUCAUGCAGUUGUCAGAUUUGGUAGAGGAUCAUUUAUUAAUGAAAUUGCUGAAUAUGAAACAUGGAUUGAAUAAUACAAGGUCCCAGUUGAUGAAGAAUUAGGAACAAAGGAUUAUGAAAUCUAAGGUGCCGAUAACAAAGAUACUGAAACAUAUGAUACUUUUGUUUAUGAAGAUGGAGCAAUAGAAACAGAAUAAUACUCAGUCUAUGGAUGGUUCAAAUAUUAUGGUAGCUUAGAUAAUGCUGAUCCUUAAACAGUCAUUAGAUUAACCAAUAAUGAGCCAGGAUUCUUGAAAGAUGCUAGUUUAUUAGGAGAUAGAACAUUAUCAGUUAUUCAAAAAGGUGGAGAUAUGGAAAUUGGAACCUACGACAUUGGAUUCAUUGAUACCGAUUUCAAUCUUAAUAGAAAUACCAACAUUGCUUUGGGAGAAUAUAGAGGAAUUUGGAUGUACAUUUGGGUUGGAUAUUCCAGAUAAGAUGAAUAUGCUGGUUGGUUCUUUGGUUUCCCAGAUGUGAGCAAAGGUGGUUUAUUAAAGAAAGUAUUACACUUCUCUCCAAAAUACCUUGCUGUAUAUUUCGGAAAGGAUGGAAUCAAUAAAAACUUCGUUGGUAAAUCAAGACAUGUUCAUGCUUGUUAUGGCAGCACAUAAUGCUGGCACUAUGUUGACAAGGUUGAAGUCGAGGUUGAUCUUCCAGCUUGGAUCCCAUACAAACUUAAUAAUUACUUUGAAUUCUAUGUUCAAAAUGAUGCUGAUGCUUUGAUAUAUGCUAAAGAUGACCAACCAGCAUUGGAUGUUGAAUUCACAUAAGCUAAUUUCCCAGGAUCUGACAUUGAAGCCAUUUAUGAAUAUGGUAUUGGUUUAUGGACUAGAUGGUUGAUGAACUAUCCAUUCAUUUUGUUAGAAAAAGCUGAAUCUCACUCCAUAUUUAGAUUCACAACAAAUGCUUAAUAUGAAGAUGCUAAUAAGAAUGGAGACAGAACAGUAUCAGCAUUUGUAGGAAGAGGAGAAUAUAAGUUCAGUACUUAUGAUGCAGUUCUUGAUAAGAAUGAUAUCACAACAGGAACUAAGUUUGAUAAGGAAUUAGAAGGAUAUUGGAAUUUCGUGUAUUUCUGCUACAAGAGAAUUCCAACUGGACCAAAGGGUAUUGGAUAUGUGUAUCUUACUCAUUAAAAUGUUGUUAAGAGAGUCGAAAUUGAUAGUGCCAAACAUUGGUUGUUGAGAGAUUAUGCCAGACUCGUUAUUGGAAAGAAAGAAUUUGGACAUUCAGCCUUCUAAGGUAAAUUGUUUGAUCCAAGAGCAUUUUUGGGCAAGAACAGUUACAUUGAUUCAAGCGAAGAUUUACUCAAUGUUAUUGUACCCAAAUUCAGACCUUAUCCACCAUACAAAGAUAAAUAAGAUAACGAACCAGUCUAAGUAGAGAAAGCUAAGAUGACUUAAAGAGUGUUCAAAUCAUAUGAAGAGAAGUACAGUGGUGUCUUUGAAUACAGUGUUUAUGGAUUUGCUAAGGGUAAUAAAUUAAAGAAUGUCACUGAUUGGACUUCACUUGUCAGAGUCACAUAAAAUACUCCAGAUAUCUAAGCUGAUAAUGACAAUGCUGGAGAUAGAACUCUUUCCAUCUUCAUUGAUAAAGGUGUCUGGUAUUUCAGUACUUAUGAUUAUGGAGAUAUUGAAACUGCAGAUGAUGAUGUUGGUUCAAGUAUUUAUUUAUAUUUAUAUCUUUAGUCGACAAGAAAUUUGAAAUUGGUAAAUAUUGGGGUAAAUGGACAUACUUCUACUUUGGAUAUUCCUUCCAUCUUAAAUAAGCCUAUGCUUACAUUCGUUAAAUCGAUCAAACAGCCAACUCCUAUUUGUUUGAGGAGAUCUAUCACUUUGUUCCUAAUUAUUUGAGUGUGUUCUUCUCUGAGGAUGGCUAUGGCAAACAAUUUGAUGUAUUCAUCUUUCUCAUUUCUUUAGGGUGAAGCCUUUGAUUGGUACUUGGGUAUCGGCGAUGGUGCAUUUACUACAACUCCAGAACCAAGAGAGUGGCCAGUUGAUCCUGCACCUCCUCCUGAUAGAAUCUUGUCAGCUCUACUUGCCAACCAAGGAUUUAACUCAGGCAGAAUCAUCAAGGGUGGUGGAACAUUCUUAUAAGUCGAAGGAUCUGUCAAUUUAAUCUAAGAAAAUGAAGAAUGA